This is a messenger RNA of Larimichthys crocea (large yellow croaker), 3021 nucleotides long. It is a transcript of the gene cerkl, whose product is annotated as CERK like autophagy regulator. The transcript has 14 exons. The record is from RefSeq and is a predicted model, not a curated record. Gene Ontology annotation, biological process: phosphorylation; sphingolipid metabolic process. Gene Ontology annotation, molecular function: lipid kinase activity. Bases 197 to 1831 code for a protein of 544 amino acids. Lineage: Eukaryota; Metazoa; Chordata; Actinopteri; Sciaenidae.
ACGGGAGCGCGCGCCUGUUGAUCAGCUCCACUGGUGUCUGCCGCGUGCUCGACCUGCUGCCUGUCUCCAUAGCGACGGGACCCCGGAAAUACACAGUAACCUGGCGGCGGUGAUCAGCUUACUACACGUUUAUCUGCCGCCGUGUUCCUCACACUGUCUGUUUGUUUGUUUGUUUACUCGCUGUUGAACAGUAAACAUGUCGGAGCCUGAGGAGGAGCUGCAGAGAGACAGCACGAAAAAGAAGAAGAAAGAAAAAAAGAGCGGGAAGAAGAAGAAGAAGGAGGAGAAGCGGGAGGUGGAGGAGGAGCAGCAGGUAGAGGAGGAAGAGGAGCACAGUGAGUGUGUUCUGCUGCGCGGGAUAUUCAGACUGGAGAAGAAGAGUCAUGACGUCCUGCUCACCCGAACCAGACUGACGUGGACCCCCAUCGUCCCAGAGAACCCCACAGGUGAGGCGUGCGUGCUGCACACCGGUGUGAUGCUGCUGCAGGACGUGUUUGCAGUGAAGAUCAAGCGGCGGAGAUCAGUGGGCCAGGAGUCGGGAGGAGCCGUGCUCGGCAUCGCUCUGUUCUGCUGCAGGAGGAGAGGAAAGAGGCUGGAAGAGGACACGCUGCAACUCCACAACGCCUCCGCAGAACACACAAACGCCUGGUACAACAUUCUGAAGGAGCUCCUCACAGGGUUCAGCAGUCGUCCCAAGUAUGUAAAGGUGUUCAUUAACCCGAGCAGCCACAAGAAGGAAGCAGUUCACAUCUACAGAGAACAUGUGGCGCCACUGUUCAAGAUGGCUGAGGUCCGCACGGACAUCACAGUGACAGAGAGGAAGGGUCAUGCUCUCUCAGUGAUGAAGGAAUGCAAGCUGGAUGAAUAUGAUGGGGUGGUGUGUGUUGGUGGCGAUGGUUCGGUGGCGGAGCUGUGCCAUGCGAUAGUCUUCAGAGCUCAGCUGGAUGCUGAUUCUCCAGAGAAACCAGUGAAACCAGCACUGCCCCUUGGAAUCAUUCCUGCUGGUUCUACAGAUGUGGUCUCGUGUUCUGUUCAUGGAGUCAGAGAUCCAGUCACUGCAGCCCUGCACAUCGUCCUCGGUCACCUGCAGCAGGUGGACAUGUGCAGCUUCUCGUCUCUCGGUCAGUUGGUGCGUUUUGGCUUCUCCGCCAUGUUCGGCUUCGGCGGGCGGAGCUUAGCACGGGCAGAGAAGAAGAGGUGGAUGCCGUCAUCGCGGCGACGAGAGUAUGCUCUGGUUAAGACACUGGCUAGGCUGAGACCAGAGGACUGUCAGCUGUCCUUUCUACCAGCAAAGAAGUCAAACAGGAAUUUGUUUGAACAUGGGGACCAGGACCCGGACCCAGAGUCAGAAGGGGAGGAGUCCUGGACAACCAAUCAGGGCCUGUAUCUGAGCAUCAGCAUCAUGUCCAUCCCCUGUCUGAGUCCACACACACCUCAAGGGCUGGCUCCCAACACCAGCUUGGCAAACGGCAGCGCUGCGUUGAUUGCAGUUGGGAACACGUCACGGUCAGAGUUCAUCAAACACCUGAAGAGGUACAGCGGCACCAGUGGACAGUUCAGCUUCCCCUUCGUGGAGACGCACGCUGUGUCAGCGGUCAGGAUCCGGCACCGGUCGCUGAUUGGCUGUUCUGAGGAUGAGAGCGAGGAAGAGGGCGACUCCAAAACCUCACCCAUCAUCCAAUCAGAGGGAGCCUCCUUCCCCUGGAACAUCGACGGGGAGCUGGUGGAGAUCGCCAACGAAGUGCUCGUCAAGGUCCAUCCACGGCUCAUCACUCUGUAUGGGGAGGAGGUGGACGAGGCCGAGUCGACCGCCUCCUGCAGCUGCAUCUAAGUCCGGCUGAGGGCGCUGCUGUGCAAGACACAUCGCCACAUCGUAGUAAUCACAGAGGGUGGACAGCGCCCUCUGUAGGUCGUUGCUGUUUCCUCGGCCACUUGAUUUAACGUAGAAGUAAAAGUAGCAACAGAUCUUUGCAGCUUCCUGUUCGUUACAUCAUUCAUUUAUAUAUAUUUCGCUGCAGCUUUAACUCCAAACUGCCUGUGCUUUAUGAGGAUACAGAUGUUUUAUAUUCACAUGAAUGUUUACAUUUUAUUCUAUUUGAAUUAUCAGCUCUCCUCGGAUGCUUUCAUUUGUGUUGCCUGUUUUUUUUUUGUUUUUUUUAUUACAAUUUUUGUUAUGUCUUGUCCUGUGUGGCUCUGCAGCAGAGAGCAAAGCUGCAUCUGAAUUUAGUUUCAAACUGCACUGUGAAGAAAAGGCAUUUUUUGUUCUGUGUGCUGUGUUCCUGUGUUCCAUUCUGUGCAGAGGAUAAAAAGCAGAAGCAGAAACUAAAAGUUUUGGAUUUAAUCAUGACAGAGCAGUUUUUACUGAAUCCUCCUGUUUUUAUUUGGAAGCUUUUUUCAUUGAGAUUUUUUGGACGGAAACAAAAACAAGAAGGAGCAGUUUAAAUAGAAAAUCCUUCAUUUUAAUGGAAACGUGUUGAUAAAAGCAGUGAGACUCUCCAGUGCAGAACAACUUCACAUAAAAAAAAAAAUCUACAAACUCAUUCAUUAAAAUCUUGAAAAAUCUUUCUGUGUCGUGUGCAUUUUUUUUUACUAAAUACAUAAAGGGAGGGGAGAAGCCACUGUUUGAAACAGUCAAACAAUGCUUUGGAAUAUUUAAAUACUGUAAAACUUUUUAUCUUUGAAUGCUGCUUUUCAAGUAAUCAUUCAACCUGUGUGUCUCAAUCUGUCACCCAACAACAUCUCGUCCUCUGAGGUCCAGUCCACCUCUGAAGUCUCCCUGGGUUCUGUUGAACCAGGUGACAUCAGCUCCAGUGAACCUCUCACCUCUACAGUCUGUACAGCAUCUUUGAAACACGCUCUGUAAAUGAAAUGUGUUAUUAUUGCAUUCACGCGGGCAUGAUCGGAAAUAUGUCACUCAGUGAAAACAGUGAAAAGCAUUCAGGCUUGACUGGAUGUCACAUGAUAUUUGUUCAGAACAGUGGAGCAGAAGGGUUUUUUUCUUCUUUAAGGUGGCCAUGGCUG